Messenger RNA from Arabidopsis lyrata subsp. lyrata, 1411 nucleotides. RefSeq names its product chaperone protein ClpC2, chloroplastic. Gene Ontology annotation, cellular component: cytoplasm. Bases 121 to 1275 code for a protein of 384 amino acids. Gene Ontology annotation, molecular function: ATP binding; ATP hydrolysis activity. Gene Ontology annotation, biological process: cellular response to heat. Lineage: Eukaryota; Viridiplantae; Streptophyta; Magnoliopsida; Brassicales; Brassicaceae. The transcript has 6 exons. The record is from RefSeq and is a predicted model, not a curated record.
UCGAGAAUUCAGAGCUUCUCAGGGUUUAGGGCUUCCAGAGAUCUUACGGCAAGGCCUGGUCAAGAUUUCGUUUUAAUCUCAACCUGAAAAGCAAAAGCUAGCCGAUGCAUACCCAAAUCGAUGUUUGAGCGUUUUACCGAAAGAGCAAUUAAGGUCAUUAUGCUGGCUAAAGAGGAAUCUCGGAGACUUGGCCAUAACUUUGUUGGGACUGAGCAGAUACUGCUAGGUCUAAUUGGGGAAGGGACUGGGAUCGCUGCAAAGGUUCUUAAAUCCAUGGGGAUCAAUCUUAAAGAUUCACGUGUGGAAGUGGAAAAGAUAAUUGGAAGAGGCAGUGGAUUUUGUGCACUGGAGAUUCCUUUAACUCCUCGAACAAAGCGUGUUCUGGAUUUGUCACUAGAGGAAGCUCGACAACUUGGGCAUAACUACAUUGGUUCAGAGCACCUUUUGCUUGGUCUACUUCGUGAAGGGGAGGGUAUUGCAGUUCGUGUCUUGGAGAUAUUGGGUGCAGGUCCUAGUAAUAUCCGGACACUGGUUAUACGUAUGGUCGGGGGAAACAAUGAAGUCACAUCAAGCGUUGGUGGAGGAAACAUCGGAAACAGAAUGGCAACACUAGAAGAGUAUGGGACUAACUUAACUAAAUUAGCAGAGGAGCAGGGUAAACUUGAUCCGGUUGUUGGAAGGCAGCCACAGAUCGAACGAGCGAUCCAGAUCUUGGCUCGAAGAACUAGGAACAACCCGUGUCUUAUUGGAGAACGUGGAGUUGGAAAGAGAGCAAUAGCGGAAGGACUUGCACAGCGAAUCCCUAGUGGUGAUGUUCCUGAAACAAUCAAGGGGAAGACGGUUAUAACCCUUGAUAAGGGUCUUCUAGUGGCUGGAACAAAAUACCGUGGAGAAUCCGAGGAAAGACUGAAGAAGCUUAUGGAGGAAAUCAGGCAAAGUGAAGACAUAAUUCUGUUUAUUGAUGAAAUGCACAUGCUCAUUGGUACAGGAGCCGCUGAAGGUGCGACCGAUGCUGCUAACAUCUUAAAGCCAGCUGUAGCAAGAGGUGAAUUGCAGUGUAUUGGUGCAACAACAUUGGAUGUGUACAGGAAGCACAUUGAGAAAGAUCCUGCAUUGGAGAGACGGUUUCAGCCUGUGAAGGUACCUGAACCAACUGUAGAAGAAGCUAUACAGAUCACUACUGCUUUAGCUAAAGGCAAAGAAGUGAGCAAAGCCGAUAAUGAAGCAGAGGAAGGAGGACCUACUGUUAAGGAAGCCGAUAAUCGGGCUGAGUAAGUGUUACUGAAUUGAGUCUCAUUUUAUUCGUAUUUGUAUUUUUAUCUCUUUGUUUAUGGAUAUUGAAUCAUUGAUUGAUCGGUAACCAUAGAGAAUUUCCCACAAAAAAUGACAAGAUUUGGUUAGAGUUCAAUGA